Molecule: messenger RNA, 2103 nt
Organism: Dissoconium aciculare CBS 342.82
Lineage: Eukaryota; Fungi; Ascomycota; Dothideomycetes; Mycosphaerellales; Dissoconiaceae
Exons: 1
Coding region: 1-2103 (700 amino acids)
Source: RefSeq, a predicted model, not a curated record
AUGGCCCAAAUCUGGGGCGAGAAGACUGGCAUAAGCACACCGGGUGAGGCGCCGUCCCCAGACCUAUCAUUACGGCGGCGGCGAUGCGGCCUGCCACGCAUGAACUUCUCCAAGGCUGUCAUCUUGGCGGUGACGACUGUCGUCCUCAUUGCGCUGCUGGUCGGCGGAAGUGUGCAUCAUCAUCUCAAGAUCAAGACGGAGGACAAUGGACAACCCGCCGCAUCAAAUUUUCCCUGGGGAAAUUUCCGUCGCACAAAUGGCUUUUUCAACGGCCUGUCGACCCUCGUGCCGGCUGCGCAACACGUUGCCGACAAUUCGAAGGGCGGCCGCAAAGUCCCGGAAUUGCCAGCACCUAUCAUCAACUCUCAGGAUGAGAUCAUGCCCUCGAUGGAGGCCGAGGUUUACAACCCUUACCCCGAUUACACUUCCGCUGAGUAUCUCGCCAAGCACGAACCGGUCCACACAUGUUAUCUAGAUGAAGACGAAAAGAUCUCAACUCCCGAAAUUUACGCCUACCCCGGUGUCCCGCAAGGGAUGAGCGAAUCGCUCUUCGGCUCCCACAAAGCUCUCGGCCUUCGUGAUGAUGUCUGCUUUGACCGAUACGGUCGAUUGGGCCCUUACGGAUACGGCUACAGCUACAAUGGUACCGAACUGGAGAUCCACAACUUCACCGAGAAAGCGGGAAGCGAGAAGGUUCUCAAGCAGUCCGGAUAUCUGAACUAUUCCCGAAUCGACUGGGGAGUGGCGCAAAAGCGUUGCUACGAGAAGAACAAGGCUCGAUUCGCAGAGGUGCAGCCGAAUGGAAAGCAACGGGUCAAGCGUCACGCGUACAUCCUCCGCGCUUGGUCUGGCUAUGAGUACACCGAGCAUCAGAAGCUCUCGAUCCGCGCCAUGAUCAACGAGCUCAGCUUGAAAUCCGGUGGCGAAUACGACGUGCAUCUCCUUGUCCACAUCAAGGACGAGGGAAUUCCCAUCUGGGCCGACAAGGACAUCUACCGCCGCACUCUUGAGGCCAAUGUGCCACAAGAGUUCUGGAACAUCAGCACACUCUGGUCUGAGCAGCUGAUGAGAACCUACUACCCGGAACCGUACCCCGGCAACUUCGACAACCCCGCCAACCUCCCGGUCCACAGCGUCUACCGUAGCGCCCACUUCGCUCUGCAAUGGUUCAGCCAGCAGCGCCCCGAAUAUGACUUCUACUGGAACUGGGAGAUGGACCUCCGCUUCACCGGUCAUUACUACGAAUUCAACAACCGCAUCGGUGAGUGGGGCCGCGCACAGCCGCGAAAGGGUCUCUGGGAGCGCAACAGCCGGUUCUACAUCCCCUCGCACCACGGCGACUACGCCAACUUCACCGCCCUCGUGGAGGCGGAGAUCCCCGUCGUCGAUGCGCCCAAGGACAUCUUCGAAGUCUUCCGCUCCGGCGCCUCACCGAUCUGGGGUCCCGUCCGCGACUUCCUCCGCGACAACAACACCAUCCUCGACGCGCCGCCCGAGAACACGCCCCCGCACAGCUACGACGAGGACAAGUACACCUGGGGAGUCGGCGAAGACGCCGACCUUCUCACCUUCGACCCCAUCUUCGACCCCACCAAAUCCACCUGGGUCUUCCGCGAGGACGUCAGCGGCUGGAACACCAGCCUCCCCGUGCCGCCGCGCCGCGUCUCCAUCAUCACCGUCUCGCGCCUCUCGCGCGGCCUGCUCAACACCAUGCACCAGGAGACCGCCGCGCUGAAGCACGUCAUGUUCCCGGAGAUGUGGAGCCCGUCCGUCGCCUUCCACUAUGGCUACAAAGCCGCCUACGUGCCGCACCCGGUCUACUUCGACCGCGACUGGCCCUCCCACUACGCCAACAAGAUCUUCAACCCGGACCCCACCCGCAUCGCGGACAACCCUUUCGGUCAGAAGAUCGAACACAACUUCCUCGGCGCGACGUUCUAUUACCAUUCGGGCUUCGCCGGUGCGCUGUGGCGGAGGUGGUUGGGCCAGAGCGAGAAUGGGGAGGGCGGCAGAGUCGCGGAGCAGCAGGGCACCGGGCGCAUGUGUCUUCGGUCGACGCUGCUGCACCCGGUCAAGCACGAGAAUGCGCCUACGGAGGUAUGA